Priapulus caudatus is the source of this 1005-nucleotide messenger RNA. Its product is annotated as cold shock domain-containing protein 3-like. The record is from RefSeq and is a predicted model, not a curated record. Gene Ontology annotation, molecular function: zinc ion binding; RNA binding. Bases 118 to 711 code for a protein of 197 amino acids. The transcript is spliced from 4 exons. Lineage: Eukaryota; Metazoa; Priapulida; Priapulimorpha; Priapulimorphida; Priapulidae.
CAGAAAAUUAUCAGUCUCUCCGCACUUUGCGAUUUAGCGACCACACGUAUCUCUAUAGUAUUAUUACUGUUGCGGUUACGGCUAGCUGAUCACCGUCUGAUAUUACAUAGAGCAACUAUGAGUAGCUGGGGUGGAGACUGGAAUCGAGAUGGAGGAGGAAGGCGUGAUGAUCGUGGAGGGGGAUAUGGCGGUGGUGGAGGAGGUGGUUCCAGGGAGUGCUACAAGUGUGGGAAAGAUGGCCACUUUGCUAGAGAAUGUCCAGAUUCUGAAGGCGGUGGAAGAGGCGGCGGCGGCGGCGGUGGCGGCGGCGGUGGUGGCAGGGCAUGCUACAAAUGUGAUGAGGAAGGCCACAUAGCAAGAGAUUGCCCUCAAGGUGGUGGCUAUUCUAGAGGCGGAGGCGGAGGCGGAGGCGGAGGCGGAGGCUUCAGUAGAGAGGGCAGAUAUGAAGGCGGCGCAGCAAGGAGGGACGAGGGUGGCUUGAUCACCAUGAUGGUCCCCAAUAGAGAUCUGGGACGUAUCAUCGGAAAAGGUGGAUGCAAAAUCAGAGAGCUGCAAGAUAACUCAAGCGCCAGAAUAAAUAUUCGCAAGGAUGAUUCAGAUGGUAGAGAAACACCAGUGGACCUUAUUGGGAGCCCUGAUUCUACCAGUAUGGUAAAAGGCAUGAUUGACGAGGUUCUGCAGUCAAAUCCGAGAGGUUAUGGAUAUAGUUAGAGACUGUGCUUGACACUCUGAGAAAAAAAAGAUUUUGGCCACCAGAAAUUUAUUUCUUCUGGCCCAAAAUGAAAAGUGGUAGCCCAAUUUUCCAUUGGUAUUUUUUUGGUUAAACUAUAAAUCAUAACCAUAACGACACAUAGUAAUAUGAUACAUCAUACUUGUAUGUAUUGUGUAUGCAGUAUUUGUAUGGAUGUGGCGCCAGAAACUUGUAUGUAUUCUAUUUGGUGAUAUGGGCCGGUGGCCUUCUUUACCUGAAUAAAGAAAAUUUGAACCAUAAGUUACCACACACAA